UUCGACAAUCUCUCUCUUUAACUACCAACACUUGCUGCUCCUGCUCCCGCUACUUCUCUGAGCUCCACCGCAGCAGAUCCCAUCCUCCGCCAUCCCGAUGGCGUCCCUCGCCCUCACCACCGCCGCCACCACCCCCACCUUCCCCUCCCUUAGAUCCCGCACUCCCUUCCCCAAAUCUUUAGUACUAAAGCCGUUUCCCGCCUCCCAAACUCGUCGAAACUCCCUCAAAAGCGACGCCCUCGGUUUCAACAAAACCCUCUCCCCCCUCAUUUCCUCCCCCAAGCUCUCCAAUUUAACCCGCGACUUCACUCCCUCCCGCCGCGGCUUCUCCGUCAAGGCCACUGUAGCCAGCGGCGGGUCCGCCAUCACUCCCGCCAAGGAACCAUGGCAGGGCGCGGCGAUGACGCCUCUAAUCGCGUCCAUUGCGACUGGACUUAUUCUCUGGUUCGUUCCCACUCCUGCCGGAGUCACUAAAAACGCGUGGCAGCUCCUCUCCAUUUUCCUCGCUACCAUCGUCGGUAUCAUUACUCAGCCCCUGCCUCUCGGAGCCGUCGCCUUGCUCGGCCUCGGUGCCUCUGUCCUCACGAAAACGCUGACUUUCGCCGCCGCUUUCUCCGCCUUCGGAGAUCCAAUCCCCUGGCUCAUCGCCCUCGCCUUCUUCUUCGCCCGAGGCUUCAUCAAGACUGGACUCGGAAAUCGAAUUGCGUACCAGUUCGUUUCCCUCUUCGGUAGCUCCUCUCUAGGGUUAGGGUACAGUCUGGUCUUCAGCGAGGCCUUGUUGGCACCGGCGAUCCCCUCUGUCUCGGCCAGAGCUGGUGGAAUUUUCUUGCCGUUGGUGAAGUCCCUCUGCGUCGCCUGCGGCAGCAAUGUUGGCGACGGGACCGAGGGUAAGUUGGGGUCGUGGUUGAUGCUCACGUGCUUCCAGACUUCGGUGGUUUCAUCGGCAAUGUUCUUGACGGCCAUGGCUGCUAACCCCUUGAGCGCCAACUUGACAUUAAACACGAUUAAGCAGACGAUUGGGUGGACGGAUUGGGCCAAGGCGGCGAUUGUCCCCGGUUUGGUGUCGUUGAUUGUGGUGCCGUUGUUGUUGUACAUUAUAUACCCGCCGGAGGUGAAGAGCAGCCCGGAUGCGCCAAAGCUUGCCAGGGAAAGGCUGGAGAAGAUGGGGCCGAUGUCUAACAAAGAGAUUAUCAUGGCCGGCACACUGUUUCUUACGGUUGGGCUUUGGAUUUUUGGAGGAGUUUUGAGUGUGGAUGCUGUUACUGCUGCUAUUCUUGGAUUAUCUGUUCUCCUCGUGACUGGUGUUAUUACAUGGAAGGAGUGCUUAGCUGAAUCAGUGGCCUGGGAUACACUUACUUGGUUUGCUGCACUCAUUGCAAUGGCUGGGUAUCUCAACAAAUACGGUCUUAUUUCUUGGUUUAGCCAGACCGUAGUUAAGUUUGUUGGCGGAUUGGGUCUUUCAUGGCAAGCAUCUUUUGGCAUUCUGGUUCUUCUAUAUUUCUAUUCUCACUACUUCUUCGCCAGUGGAGCUGCUCAUAUCGGUGCCAUGUUUACAGCUUUCUUGUCUGUUUCUACCGCUCUUGGUACUCCUCCAUACUUUGGAGCGAUGGUGCUUGCAUUCCUCUCCAACCUCAUGGGUGGUCUUACCCAUUACGGCAUUGGGUCGGCACCUGUUUUUUAUGGUGCUAACUACGUUCCACUUGCCAAGUGGUGGGGUUACGGAUUCCUUAUAUCCGUCGUCAACAUCAUUAUUUGGCUUGGAGUUGGAGGGAUUUGGUGGAAGUUCAUCGGCUUGUGGUAAAAGGUGUUGGCCAUGAAAAUCCACAUCGUUUCAGAUGUUUGUUCAGUCAGAUGCAGUUGUUUCACUUAUGUCCGGGGCACUCUGUGAUCUUUCCCUUGAAUUCUUUCACAUGGAAAUAAUCUUUCGUCAUUUCAAAUUUGAGGGAGAUCUGUUGGUGAAAAAUCGGUAUACAUAGGAGGUUGAUUUUAGAGCAGAAAUUAGAAAAUGGAGCCCCAAAUUUUGAUGUAGCAUGACACUUCAGUUGAUGAAUCGUCAUUUGUUGAUGCUUGAAUGAACCCUCUAUUUUCUCAGUGGUAUAUUAAUAACGAAAGUGUCGUACCUUCACCGUA
Molecule: messenger RNA, 2130 nt
Organism: Pyrus x bretschneideri (Chinese white pear)
Lineage: Eukaryota; Viridiplantae; Streptophyta; Magnoliopsida; Rosales; Rosaceae
Product: dicarboxylate transporter 1, chloroplastic
Exons: 3
Coding region: 98-1801 (567 amino acids)
Biological process (GO): transmembrane transport
Cellular component (GO): membrane
Molecular function (GO): transmembrane transporter activity
Source: RefSeq, a predicted model, not a curated record